GCCUUGGCAAUUCACUCACUAUCACUUUCAAUACUUCUGGUAUAUGAGGAAACAUGAAUGUUCACUUUGUCUUCAUCGCAUUUGGGAUUGUCCUAGUUCAUCAUAUGUCUGGCGCUAUAUUUCCUGUCUUCUUUGACUGUUGCACAGAAGUAGCCAAUCACAUCCCCAGAAGAUGGUUAAGAAGAGUGGUGAAAUUUGAGAUCCAAAAGAGUGAUGAUUUAUGCAGAAUACCGGCUGUGAUCCUUCACACCAGGCGCAAAAAGCUAUGUGUAAGUCCAUUGAAUAAAAAUGUGAAGAGAUGGAUGAAGCAAAUGACCAGGUGUUGCCAGAGAAGUGAUCCAGAAAUCUGGAAAACGAGAAAACUCAGAAGAGGGAGGAAAACUAUGAGGAAAGAUCACAUAUUUGCUAUGUGCAAGAAAGAUGCUGCAAUCUGCACCAUGCAAUAAAUAUGAUAAAAGUCUCAGAAUAAUGGAUCCCAUAAACAUUUUAACUUGUCUUUCAUUUAAAACUCCUUCCUGAAAAGACUACCACAGCUGAAUGUUUCCAGGUAAUGGCCAGGUCCACAAAUCAUA
Molecule: messenger RNA, 572 nt
Organism: Protobothrops mucrosquamatus (brown spotted pit viper)
Lineage: Eukaryota; Metazoa; Chordata; Lepidosauria; Squamata; Viperidae
Gene: CCL28
Product: C-C motif chemokine ligand 28
Exons: 3
Coding region: 54-446 (130 amino acids)
Biological process (GO): immune response
Cellular component (GO): extracellular region
Molecular function (GO): chemokine activity
Source: RefSeq, a predicted model, not a curated record